This is a messenger RNA of Camellia sinensis, 1028 nucleotides long. NCBI's taxonomy places the organism in Eukaryota, Viridiplantae, Streptophyta, Magnoliopsida, Ericales, Theaceae. The record is from RefSeq and is a predicted model, not a curated record.
AUGGCUAUGUUUAGGUGGAGAGUAGACACCCCUGCUAAGCUGGAGUACUUUAGGCAAGAGUUUUCCAUUCUAGCCAACGUUCAGAUCAGGUUGGCUAGAGAGGAAAACACUAUCAUGCCAGUUAGGUACUCAAUGCCCUUUUCUGUGGUAGCAUUUAUCAAGUGUGGACUUCGGUUUCUCUUAGACAACCUUUUUAGGAAAAUCCUCCACUACUACAAAGUCAACCAUAUGCAGCUAGCCAUUAAUUCCUAUAGGGUCAUUAAUGGUAUAAUUGCUCUAGCUCGCCGAGAAAACGCUAAGAUAACACCAGCCGAUAUCCAAUUUUGUUACACUAUAUCCCAACAGGUUCCGAGGCCUAAAAAAUCUCGAAGCAAGAAAGAGAAGGAUGAUGAAGAGGAGAUACUGGUGAUCGAAGGAAUAGAGGUGGAUCAAGACGUGUUUGUGAAGUUUGAUGUGCUUAUUAAUGAUGAACAUGAGGUGAUCGGACCGGACAAUACUGAGUUUGCUGGAAGUUUUGUGAAUGUGCCUCAUAAGCAUAAGCAUGGGAAGAAGAUCAAGACAAUGUUGAGGUUGGGGAUUGCUGAGUUGUUGGAGGAGUUGGGAGCUGAGGAUGAUGAUGGUGUGUUGGUGACUUUGGUACCUAAGAAUGGGGCUGGUGCUGUCACCAUUGGUGGUGUCAAGAUAGAGUUUGAUUCUUGAAUCAAUAAUCGGCCAUGGUUAUGGUCAGUGUUGGUGAAACAGUCAUAAACCAAGUGAAUAAUGACAUCGACAAUCUAAAUUUAGUUAUGUAUUGUCUCAUAAGUUAAGUGAAUAAUGACAUCGAUAGUCUAAAUUUAGCUAUGUAUUGUCUCAUAAGUUAUGUAACGGCUCAUUUAAAUUGAUGAAUGUAGUAAUUAGUCAUGAUUUGUUCAUGAUUUGCAAUUUUUAUUUUUAUUUUUCCAUUCUUUCAAAGUUUUUUUGAUCAACGCUUUUUUCGGGUAAACAACAAGCAUCUGAGGGCAAUGAAAAUAAAGACAGUAAUUCAUUUU